Molecule: messenger RNA, 1185 nt
Organism: Polychytrium aggregatum
Lineage: Eukaryota; Fungi; Chytridiomycota; Chytridiomycetes; Polychytriales
Product: NUDIX hydrolase domain-like protein
Exons: 4
Coding region: 126-1028 (300 amino acids)
Molecular function (GO): coenzyme A diphosphatase activity
Source: RefSeq, a predicted model, not a curated record
UCAGGCAUACAAAGCAUGGAAAGGUUCGAGUCUGCUCCAGGCAAACACGAUGGCGCUGAUGUCCAAGCAAGUCCGGGCGAUGAUAGCCAGUCACCCGGGGUUCGGACUCAGGAUCGCCUCUUUUGAUGCGGAUAUGGCUUGCUACAGACACUCUCCGCGACGCCGAUCUCGAGGUCCUCUAUAUCAAGCGAGCCGAGCGGCUGGGAGACCGGUGGAGCGGGCAUACUGCAUUUCCGGGUGGCAAGCAGGAGCCUGGGGAAACCGAUAUCGAAACGGCGAUCCGAGAGACGCAAGAGGAAAUCGGCCUGGACUUGCAGGAUGGAUUUGUCUCGCUCGGGGCUCUCGAUGAUCGAGAGAUCCAAGAUCCGACGGGCCGUACCGUGUUGAUGGUUCUCUGUCCGUUUGUGUUUUUGCAGAUAUGUAGAGCAACACCGCCGCUGCAGCUGCAAGAGUCUGAGGUAGCAUCGGCCCACUGGGUGCCCAUCGACUUCUUUUUGACCAGAGCCAGACAACGGAUCCGCGAAUGCCGAUAUCGGAUUCCCAGGCCUCUGUCGCGCUUGUUCUUCCCAGAGCCUCGCUCACGGCACCGACGCACCCAGCAAGCCGCAAGCCCGAUUCCGACCUUGGGCUGGAAACAAGUCAUGCUCCGGCAAAUGAUUGACGUUUCCGUGGGAGAACUGAUCUACUUUGGUAUCUGGCUUCCCAGCGGUGACCCUGCCGAGCCAGCCGAUCGAUCCAGACUGGGGCUCUGGGGUAUCACGCUGCGGAUCACUCGCGAUCUGCUCAAGAACCUGGACGAUCCUCUGGAGCAAUAUGUGUCGGUGGGAUUCAGCCACUAUGAUAUGCAGCUGGUCCUGAGCAUGGCUCUCGGGGCGAAACAGCUGGCUGGUUUCCAUCAAGAAGGCAGCGAGCUGGAAACCGUCCGACAGGCGGUGUGGAUUGGAGCGGCCUGGCGAGCGGGACUGGGGGCGGUGAUGUGGAUCUGGGCAGGCUGGCUAGCACACCGACGAUGUCAGGCAAGGCUGUAGAGUCGAUGUGAUGGCAAAUGGGACAUCCAGUCUCUUGGCCAACCAAAUAAUUAGUUGCCUCGUAACAUCGCCCUGGCCAUGAUCAUCAGGAACAGGUUGCCUCCAUCUUCAGCACUCGGGGAGCGACCGCGGUCUUCGCUCGGAGGUUGGCGAGGUG